UGGUUCUAGUGCCAAGUAGGCGUUAAACCGGAAGUGCAAUGCAAAUCUAGCGCUCUUUCGCCUAUAAAACCUCCUGCGCUUCACAAACUGCUUCACUCUAAACAAGUUUUCCAUCAAUUCGAUUGAGAUAGCAGGAUUGCGAUGAUGCAGCUCUAUCAAGUUGUGUCUCUUUUCUGCUUGCUUGCAAGCGGUGCCUUCGGAAUUCGCCUCGUAAACAACGGAUACAGAGACGUUGUGGUUGCCAUAAACAGAGAUGUAGAGGAGGACGCCUCCCUCGUACAAACAAUCAAGAAUCUCUUCAAUGAUGCGUCUCCUGUCCUCUACCGUGCAACUAGAAAGCGUGCUUACUUUGACCAAGUGACUAUUGUCGUACCCGAGACGUGGAAAGAUAAAUCUGAGUAUCUUGCGGCCACGGCAUACGAAACGUACAGCAAUGCAAAAGUCAGAAUCAAUCCUCCUGAAGUGAUAGGAGGCGUUGAGUCCAACAGGUAAGAAAAACAUCGACCAUUUGGUAGACUGUUG
This is a messenger RNA of Corticium candelabrum, 522 nucleotides long. RefSeq names its product calcium-activated chloride channel regulator family member 3-like. NCBI's taxonomy places the organism in Eukaryota, Metazoa, Porifera, Homoscleromorpha, Homosclerophorida, Plakinidae. The coding region runs from base 142 to 492 and encodes 116 amino acids. The transcript is spliced from 2 exons. The record is from RefSeq and is a predicted model, not a curated record.